AUGUCCUGGAACACUGCCAAAAAGAGACUAACGAGAGACAUAGAGGGUCUCCCCAAGCGUCUCCGUGACCACUACCAAAGGGAGGCCAUCAAAUACGCAUUACCAACCUUCGACGUCCAAACACCUCCCCUUCUCAAGAACAAAGAUAUCAAAUCGCUGCACGAGAUUGGAAUCACAGAAGGUGAUUUAAUCUACAUCACUGAAGGUGAAAACAAGGGCACUGUCACCACUGUCACCAAAUACCUCUCCAACUACGACUCGUUCGUGGUCACUAACUCCACAUCGAAGAGAUUGUUCCAGAAGUCCAACUGGGUGGAAGGACAAACCAGUCACGUUAUAGAUUUCCCCAACUUCAUCCCCAGAAGCCACGUCAGAUUGGCUGGUAAGGAGAAGGACGAGAGUGGUGCCACCAACUACUUGGUUGCCGACAAGGUUGUGUUGAAGGACAAGUACUACGACGACAGAUAUAAGAAAUGGUUACCAAGAAGAUACGUCAAGCAUCACGAAACCAUCGAAAUCCCAUGGCCAAACCCCCCAGGAAAGCUCGAGGAGGGCGAGUUGUCCACGGAAGGAGACGCAGUUUUGGACAAAACUUACGAGUUACAAACCAUCGCCAAACCACCAGUACCUGCCGAAGCAUUAGCACAAUUGAGAAACCCACACUCCAAGUACAAGAAGAGAGUUCUCAGCGAAUUACAAGCCAGAAGACUCAAGGCCCCAGAAAUGCCAUUAUCUACUGAGCAAAAGAUCUACUUGGCUAAGAACGCCAACAAACCAAAGAAAACUUACACCAACUUAUCUCCAGAGAUUGAAGACUUCAUUGGCUCGAAGAUGGCCGAACAUAUUAGCAAGAUCGAUAAUCCAGCCAUGCUUACUCACUUGGAAGCAUUAUCUAAAUCCACCAUUCCAGACUUUGAAAAGACCAUGAAGAAUAUCAAGGAGUCAGAACAAGCUUAG
Suhomyces tanzawaensis NRRL Y-17324 is the source of this 957-nucleotide messenger RNA. RefSeq names its product mitochondrial 54S ribosomal protein YmL40 (gene MRPL40). The transcript has a single exon. Lineage: Eukaryota; Fungi; Ascomycota; Pichiomycetes; Serinales; Debaryomycetaceae. The record is from RefSeq and is a predicted model, not a curated record. Bases 1 to 957 code for a protein of 318 amino acids.